Cajanus cajan (pigeon pea) is the source of this 1172-nucleotide messenger RNA. Its product is annotated as acidic endochitinase. Gene Ontology annotation, cellular component: extracellular region. The record is from RefSeq and is a predicted model, not a curated record. Gene Ontology annotation, biological process: carbohydrate metabolic process. Gene Ontology annotation, molecular function: chitinase activity. NCBI's taxonomy places the organism in Eukaryota, Viridiplantae, Streptophyta, Magnoliopsida, Fabales, Fabaceae.
GAACUCUAUAAAAGCCGUUCUCCCCCAGCAGUGCUAGGCAUAGAAGCAGCCUAAAUCCUUAACUAUCUUGUAACAUUUCCUUAGAUAUUGCUCUCUUCACAAUGGCAUUGAAAUCAGCAAUCUCAGUCACAUUCUUGUGCCUUGCCUUGUUAGCACUAGCAAAUGGUUCUAAUGCUGGCAAAAUUGCAAUCUACUGGGGCCAGAAUGGCAAUGAGGGCACACUGGCCGAGGCUUGUGCCACAGGGAACUAUGAUUAUGUGAUCAUAGCCUUUUUGCCAACCUUUGGAGAUGGUCAAACUCCAAUGAUCAAUCUUGCUGGUCACUGUGAUCCAUACAGUAAUGGAUGCACUGGCUUAAGCUCAGACAUCAAAUCUUGUCAAGCCAAAGGCAUCAAGGUAUUGCUCUCUUUAGGAGGAGGUGCUGGAAGCUACUCAAUUGCAUCCACUCAGGAUGCAAGCCAAGUAGCCACUUAUCUUUGGAACAACUUCUUGGGAGGACAAUCUUCAACUCGCCCUCUUGGCCCUGCUGUUCUUGAUGGCAUUGAUUUUGACAUUGAAGGUGGAUCAAACCAACACUGGGGUGAUCUUGCCAGGUUCCUCAAAGGGUAUGGCCAGAAAGUGUACAUAACUGCAGCACCUCAGUGCACAUUUCCUGAUGCUUGGAUUGGAAAUGCUCUCACAACAGGCCUUUUUGACUAUGUUUGGGUCCAACUCUACAACAACCCUCCUUGCCAAUACACUUCUGGUGAAAUUAGUAACCUUGAAGAUGCAUGGAAACAGUGGAUAUCAGGUAUCCCUGCCAACAAGAUAUUCUUGGGGUUACCAGCUUCACCACAGGCUGCAGGAAGUGGCUUCCUUCCUGCCUCUGAUCUUACUUCCCAAGUGCUUCCAGCCAUCAAGGGCUCUGCUAAAUAUGGAGGUGUUAUGUUGUGGUCUAGGUAUUAUGAUGCCCAAAGUGGUUACAGUUCUUCAAUUAAGAGCUAUGUUUGAAAUCCAAUAAUGACUGCUACUCGCAUAUGAAUUAUAUAAGUAUGGAUGUGAAUAAAUAUUGAUAUCAGAAUGAAACUUUGUCCGUAUAAUGUUGUCUUGAUGAGAUAUAUAAACAGAUUUUCUUAUAUUUUUACUGUCAUGUACUUUUAACCUUGCCCUACUAUCAGAUGCAAAAAAGCGUUC